Mugil cephalus (flathead mullet) is the source of this 696-nucleotide messenger RNA. Its product is annotated as GTPase IMAP family member 6-like. The transcript is spliced from 4 exons. Lineage: Eukaryota; Metazoa; Chordata; Actinopteri; Mugiliformes; Mugilidae. The coding region runs from base 16 to 696 and encodes 226 amino acids. Gene Ontology annotation, molecular function: GTP binding. The record is from RefSeq and is a predicted model, not a curated record.
UCUUCUUCACCGAAGAUGUUAAACAGACUCUCCUGGAAUAAAGCUGCCGCGGAUGAACAGGUCUACUGUUUCUCCAGUUUCUCAGACAUGGAUCCAGAUCCAGAUCUCUCCAUCGUCCUCCUUGGGAAAUCAGGAGCUGGUAAAAGUGCUUCAGGAAACACCGUGUUAGGACGAACAGUGUUUGAGUCAAAGUCUUCCUUCAGAGCAGUGACUCAAGGAAUCAGGGAGGAAACAGGACGAGUGUUUGGGAAACAGAUCAGAGUCAUUGACACUCCAGGAAUAUUAGAGUCACAGCAGGAGAUUGAGACCUGUUGUCAGGACCUCCUGAAGUCCAACAGACCUGUUCUGUUCCUGGUGGUGACCUCCAUCAACCAGUUCUCUGAGGAGGACCAGGAGGCCGUAGAGGCAGCAAUCAGAGUCAUCGGGCCUCAGGGCUUCAAAAACACUUAUCUGCUAUUCACAGGUGGUGACGCCUUAAAAAACAUGGAGCUGGAUGAGUUCCUCCUGACAGAUGCUGGAGGUUCACGUCUAAAUGCUGUUAAAAUGAGCUUUGAAGGCAGGCAUCAUCUGUUCAACAAUCAGAACGAGGAUCAGGAACAAGUUGAAGAACUGCUGGAGAAGUCGGGCCACCUCCGCUCUGAGCCACCAGACAGGUACAAAAUCCACUCGAGAAGCUGCCUGAGGAUCAGUGGUUAA